AUGAGAAUAGGGAUAUAAAUUGUUAAUUAAUAUAAGUAUGAUAUACUCAUCAUACUUAUUAGAAAAGUUGAUUUAUCAAAAUAUUUUCAUAUUUAUCUUAUUUUAAAUUAACGAUUAUAUGUGUUAAUAAUAUUUAAUAAAUCCUUGAUUAUUGAAUUUAUUAACAAAAAAACAAUAAAGAAAAUAGAUGAUUCUUGA
Messenger RNA from Paramecium sonneborni, 198 nucleotides. Lineage: Eukaryota; Ciliophora; Oligohymenophorea; Peniculida; Parameciidae. The record is from the annotation of a GenBank genome assembly.